CUCACCUUGUGUUACCAUAUACCCAACAAGCAGACAGACCCUAAUUCGCAGAUCUGAACGAAAUAUAGGUCUGCGUCUCGAUAAUUAUACUAUCCAUACCGACUCAAAUUGCCUCACUACGACGCCUGUCAAUCGAGACCGACCAUGUGGCACUGACUCAUGCUCGCGAUAGUGACAUGAUAUCACAAGCGUAGCAAGUGCAGCCAUUCAGAUCACACAUAUAUGAUAUCGAACAGACGAUUGCCACUAGGUGUCCAUUGAGCCUGAUCGCCCACACAGAAUCGAGAUAUAUCACACAGGGCCAUCGCUCGGAGUCAGCAGAGCCCAAUAAUCCUUUGCCCAGCCAGGUGUGAGGUACCACAAUCUUGAAUUAUGGAUGCCACGACGAACUAUGGCAGUAUUGCCGAGAAAGGGGAGAUCUAUCUUGCACCUCCGACUCGUAAAGCAGGACCGCUUCCACACUUGGCAGAUUGGAUGUGUUUCCUUCCGGACGAUGUACCAAUCUCUGGUCUAUCGAUUCCUGGCACACACGAUAGUGCAGCGUUCAUGAGUACUUGGCCGUUCGUCGCAACUCAAACACUAACCACCGCCCAACAACUCGAUGCCGGCAUUCGAUACUUCGACCUGCGCUGCGGCAUUGUCAAAGAUGAAGUCGUGAUGGUACACGGCAGAGCAGUGCUUGGCCUCAAGUUCUCUGAAGUCCUCAUCUCGAUGUAUACGUUCCUUGCAAAACAUCCAAAGGAGGGAAUUGUCAUACAGCUGAAGCAAGAUCGCAAAGACGAAGCUUCCACACGACCAUUCUCGCAGUUGGUACUCAACCUCAUCCGUGAACAUGAAAAGUUUUGGCGCUUGGAGACUACGACGCCCACUUUGGGAGAGCUACGAGGACGCAUACAAUUGCUCCGCCGCUUUACGGUCUUCCAACACCAACAACGCACUUCAGGCAUUGAUGUCAGCAGAUGGCAAGACAACCCACCUCUACCCUUCACCAUCCGCACCUGGUUUGGCGUCCAUCUCACAAUCCAAGACCAUUACUCUCCCUCGGCACCAGAAGCUCUACCCGGCCUAGUAGCCAAGAAAGGCGGCGAUGUAGCUUCCAUGCUCAUGCGCGCCUCUCGAGAUACAGAGCCCUGGCAUUGGUACAUCAAUUUCAGCUCAGCCUUUGAAUUCAACGUCUACCACCAAAUCCCACCAAAGGACAUCGCAAUAGGUGGAUACUCGGUCUUCAGAUGGGUAGAAGGCAUUAAUCUAAGGCUCUGUAACUUUCUCAAGCAAAGACUUGGAGAUGUAGACGAGCCACAGAGAUUUGGUGUUGUGGUCAUGGAUUUCGUGGAGCAGCCGAGUUCUGAUCUUGUCAAGACUGUUAUAGAAGCAAAUUUUGUGGUGCCGAUGAAGAGGAGAGGUGGUACGGCGGGUAGGAGAAUGGAGACUGUCGGGUUGGUGCUGUUGAUGUUACUGGUGCUGUUGGCGUAUGCGAUGUUUGAGUGGCAUAGAUCUGAUCAGGCGGGUGGUCAGUGGUGCCCGAAGUUCUUACAGGCUUGCUCCUCGGAAUCUUUCAACAAAGCCAUUGCUUGACUUUUGAGUGGGAGAUGCGCUUGGAUUGUAUGUAUAUAUAUAUAUAUAUAUAUACAUAUUCGAUCGCUUGAGUUUUUGGGUUCUCUGGUUUCUUGGUGUUGAUAUAGCAAUGUCGAUUUUUGGCUUCUCCACA
This is a messenger RNA of Aureobasidium subglaciale EXF-2481, 1708 nucleotides long. RefSeq lists its product as uncharacterized. Lineage: Eukaryota; Fungi; Ascomycota; Dothideomycetes; Dothideales; Saccotheciaceae. The record is from RefSeq and is a predicted model, not a curated record. Bases 373 to 1575 code for a protein of 400 amino acids. Gene Ontology annotation, molecular function: phosphoric diester hydrolase activity. The transcript has a single exon. Gene Ontology annotation, biological process: lipid metabolic process.